GUUCGCAACUCAGCGCAGAGGCGUCGUACCAGCUGGGAAGAGGUGGAGGGGCCGGAGCCUGUAGGGCUGAAGUGGGCCGCGCUAGAGGAGGAAACCUUGGCAGUCGUGACCUCGGGAAUUUGUGUUGAUCGCGACCUCCGCGCCAAACUUGCACUUUGACAGACUCCAACACGCAGCCACUACGCGGCUCUCCGACCAUCUAAGCUAUAUCCUCGUGGUCAAAUAGCACCCUGCAACCGCCAUCAUGAGGUUGACAACAGACCUGAUCAAUAGUUCCCUUUCUUUCAUCAACUGUCUCACGGAGCGUGAGCUCGAUCUUCGAGGACAUAAGAUCUCUGCCGUAGAGAACAUGGGCGCCGCACGAAACAACGACGCAAUCGACCUGACCGACAACGAUAUCGCGCAGCUCGGUAACUUUCCGCUCCAACCCCGCCUCCGCACGCUGUUCCUCGGACAAAACCGCAUCUCGAACAUCCAGCCAAACCUAUCUACAAGCAUUCCAAACCUGCAGACUUUGGUCCUUACAAAGAAUCGCCUUACAGAGCUCGCUGAUCUUGAUCCGCUCGGCGGUUUCAAGAAACUCGUGUUCUUGUGCGUCAUCGGCAACCCAGUAGCGUCUAAGGAGAAUUACCGAUACUGGGUGAUUUGGCGAUGUCCUACUAUACGAUAUCUGGAUUUUGCCAAGGUUAAAGAUGUAGAGCGCAAGAAGGCAGAGGAGCUGUUUGGUACGUCAGACGAGCCAACUGAAUUGGCCAGCAAGAUCAUGGGUGUGAAAUCGACGGGCUUCGUCGCGCCAAUCACAAAUGGCGCCGACUCUUCGUACAACAAGGACCGCAUCUAUACAGACGACGAGAAGAGCAGGAUGCGCGCUGCUAUUCAGGCAGCUAGCAGUCUGGCUGAGAUGGCGAAGCUGGAGAAAGACUUUGCAGAGGGCAGGAUUCCUGCCCAUAUCUUAGCGGGCGGAACAGCAAUGGAGUCGUGAAGUGUGAUUCUGCAAUCGCGAGACACGAUAUGAGCGCAGCAGCAGUAGAAACAGCCGAAGCCGCAGCUUCAAAGCUGUCUGCUAUCGCACAGAGGAGAAGGAAAGGAAAGGAGAGGAGAGGAGAUGAAUAAAGCAGACGAGAGCAGACGAGAGUGGUGUCUCGACCAACAAGGGCGUUGGCACAAGCUCCUCCAGUACCAUGCUGCAUGAGCUGGAACCUGGGUGGAUGAAUCAAGAA
Molecule: messenger RNA, 1220 nt
Organism: Boeremia exigua
Lineage: Eukaryota; Fungi; Ascomycota; Dothideomycetes; Pleosporales; Didymellaceae
Product: U2 small nuclear ribonucleoprotein A
Exons: 4
Coding region: 245-982 (245 amino acids)
Biological process (GO): mRNA splicing, via spliceosome
Cellular component (GO): U2 snRNP
Molecular function (GO): protein binding; U2 snRNA binding
Source: RefSeq, a predicted model, not a curated record